AUGAACAAGAGACGGUCUUCACGGAUUUCUCCCUUUGUUGAUGAAGACUCCUCCUUCAUCAGUCUGUCCACGGAUAAUUUGGUUCCGGCUGAUUUUCACGAUAACAAUACUUCUCGCUCAUCUCAUCAACUCAUCUCGGGUGUAACAAACUCAGUUGAUGAACUCACCAUUGACGAAUCAUGUGCAAUCGCCGAUGAUAAUAACAAUGGUAACAAUGAUGGAGGUGAAAGUACUUUGCGUACAGAUUUAAAUAACUCUUGUCUGGGAGUGGCUAGUUCCGAGUCUCCGCUUCCAUCUGCACUGAAAUCAACUACUACACUGCCACUGCUUGUUUCUCCAUCUCCGCAACUUAGCACUCCCAGCAACAAAAAUCUUCUUAGACCAAAGUCAAACAUGAGUGAUUACAACAAGUCUACUAGUCAAGUCAAUAGUGUUACAGCUAGUGCUACAGCUAGUGUCAACUCCACUUUAACCAAAACGCCGCUCAAGAACCCAUCUUAUAUUCCACCCUGGACCGAACCAUAUAUUAUCGGGAUUGCCGGUAAUUCGGGCAGUGGUAAGACUUCGAUAUCGCAGCAAAUUAUCCAAGGUAUAAACCAACCAUGGACUGUGUUGCUUUCGUUUGAUAAUUUUUACAAGAGUUUGACACCGGAGCAAAGCAAACGAGCAUUUGCCAAUGAUUAUGAUUUUGAUACUCCAGAUUCAUUGGAUAUCGAUGCCAUAGUGGAAGUAGUGGAAAAUUUGAAACAGGGAAGAAAAGCCACAAUACCCUGCUACUCGUUUGCCAAGCAUGCGAGAUUAGAAAGAACAAACACUAUAUAUGGUGCCAAUGUAGUGAUCCUAGAGGGUCUUUAUGCAUUGUAUGACGAGAGAUUGUUAUCGAUGAUGGACUUGAAGAUCUAUGUGGAUACGGAUUUGGAUGUAUGUUUAGCAAGAAGACUAACCAGAGAUAUUUUGUAUAGAGGCAGAGAUCUUGAAGGGGCAAUGAAGCAAUGGGAUGGUUUUGUUAAACCCAAUGCGGUGAAGUUUUUAAACCCCACCAUGAGAAAUGCUGAUGUUGUAAUUCCACGUGGGUUGGAUAACACGAUUGCUAUUGAGUUGAUGAUCAAGCAUAUCAAGAAUCAGUUGGCAAUGAAGAGUGCGAGACAUUUACAAAAUUUGAAAAACUUGGGCAUCAAUAUGGAGUUUAAUGUGGAUGACCAUGCGAAUAUCGGUAUUUUGGCUCCAACGAAUCAGGUGAAAGGUAUAAACUCGAUCCUUUUCAACAAGGAUACUCUGAUGAAUGAUUUUAUAUUUUAUUUCAAUCGGAUGUGUGGGCUCUUGAUUGAGUUUGCUCAACAAAACUAUUUUGUCACUGCGAAACCGCUGCAGAUUACGACAACAGAAGGAUACAAGUAUGACGGAGUCCAGUUUGUUCAAAAGCAAAUUGUGGCUAUUAACAUUAUAAGAAGUGGAGAUUGUUUUAUGUGGUCUCUUAAAAAGUCAUUUGCAGAGUUGACUAUAGGCAAGAUGUUGAUUCAGAGUGACUCUACUACGGGCGAGCCGCAGUUGCAUUACGAGAGUUUACCUAGUAAUGUUGGUGAUAUUGGCAAGAUUAUGUUGUUUGACUCGCAAGUUAUAAGUGGUGCAGGAGCGAUAAUGGCCAUUCAAGUGCUUAUAGAUCAUAAAGUGAGAGAAGAGGAUAUUAUAUUGGUCACGUACUUGUCUACUGAAAUUGGUAUUAGGAGGAUUAUCAAUGUGUUCCCCAAUGUCAAGAUUGUUAUUGGGAAACUAUCAACCAUGGAUCCAAGCAAGUUGGACCCAAAAAGCAACAAUGGGUGUCUUCCAUGGUAUAAUACAGAAGGGUUCUUGGAUAGCCACUGGCACUUUAGACACAGAUUUAUAGAUAGUUUAUAUUUUGGCACGCAAUAG
Messenger RNA from Lodderomyces elongisporus, 1911 nucleotides. It is a transcript of the gene URK1, whose product is annotated as uridine kinase. Gene Ontology annotation, molecular function: ATP binding; uridine kinase activity. The transcript has a single exon. Gene Ontology annotation, cellular component: cytoplasm. The record is from RefSeq and is a predicted model, not a curated record. The coding region runs from base 1 to 1911 and encodes 636 amino acids. NCBI's taxonomy places the organism in Eukaryota, Fungi, Ascomycota, Pichiomycetes, Serinales, Debaryomycetaceae. Gene Ontology annotation, biological process: pyrimidine-containing compound salvage.